Beauveria bassiana ARSEF 2860 is the source of this 1359-nucleotide messenger RNA. Its product is annotated as thiol-specific monooxygenase. The transcript is spliced from 2 exons. The record is from RefSeq and is a predicted model, not a curated record. Lineage: Eukaryota; Fungi; Ascomycota; Sordariomycetes; Hypocreales; Cordycipitaceae. The coding region runs from base 1 to 1359 and encodes 452 amino acids. Gene Ontology annotation, molecular function: N,N-dimethylaniline monooxygenase activity; flavin adenine dinucleotide binding; NADP binding.
AUGUCGCCAGCACAGAGAUGUCGCGCAGCAGACAUUGACCGCGUUGCCGUCAUCGGCGCCGGUCCCUGUGGCCUCGCCGCCGCCAAAUUCUCAGCGGUCGACGUGUUUGAGCAGCAUACAACCGUCGGCGGCGUCUGGGCCUACACGCCAAACGCAAAGGACUUCGGAUGGUGGGUGUCUCCCGUCUACGACUUGCUGGAGACCAACAUUCCGCAUACCUUGAUGAACUAUACAGAUUUGGACUUUCCAGCGGAUUCGGCGCUGUUUCCGCGCCACGAGGUCGUCAAGCGCUACCUCGACGCCUACGCUGAGCCGCUCGGCAAGCUGAUUAAGCUGUCGACACGGGUCGUCUCCGUGCAAAAGGUCGCAAGGCAAGGCCGCAACGUGUGGGAGAUUCAGACAUGCCGCGUCGGGUGUGAUGGGAUGUCAACGUCGUAUUACGAUGCCGUCGUCAUCGCCAAUGGGCACUAUAGCGAGGCGUUUACGCCGUGCGUCCCGGGCCUCGAGGCCUUUAACCACUCGCAUCCGGGGCUCGUGUCGCACGCGAAGCAAUACAGACGUCCGGAAGAGUUUGCGGGCAAGAAGGUGGUUGUCGUCGGCCACUCUGCAUCAGGCAGCGACAUUAGCGCUCAAAUCUCAACGUCAGCCAAGCUUCCGGUUAUAAUCUCUGAAAAACACCGUCCCAAGCCGGCGCUCGAGGAGCCGACCCCGUGCUGGGCAAAGGGGAUGCCCGAGAUUAUUGAAUUCAUAUCAAAGGGUCGCUCCGUCCGCUUCGCCAACGGCGAGAUCGAAACGGAUAUCGACGCAGUCGUCUUCUGCACCGGCUACCUCUACAGUUUUCCCUUCCUCCAGAGUCUCGGCUCGGUGCUGGUGAGCGACGGCGCGUGCGUGCACGGCCUGUACCAGCACGUCUUCCGCAUCGACGACCCGACGCUGGCCUUUUUGGGGCUCCCGCAGCGCAUUGUGCCGUUCCCCUUUGCCGAGGGCCAGGCGGCGUGGGUGUCGCGCGUCUGGGCCGGACGCCUGGUCCUGCCCCCGACUGCAGAGAUGAGGGCGUGGGAGACGGCACUAGUCAAGGCCAAGGGAGCUGCUGCCGCACUGCAUGUCAUGGGCCCCCUUGAAGAUGUAGACUACAUCAACGAGAUGCACAGGCUGAGCCGCGAGGCUGAGCGGGACGAGGCGCUGGAAGGCGAAGGAGGAGGGCUGGGCAAAAUGCCGCCGUUUUGGGCGGAUGAGAAGAGGUGGCUGAGGGCGCAGACGCCUCUCGUCAAGGCGGCGUCGAGGAGGUUGGGGGGCGAGAGGCACAAGAUUCGGGAUUUGGAAGCGCUUGGGUUCGUGUAUCCUGGUAUUCUGAGCUGA